Messenger RNA from Laccaria bicolor S238N-H82, 1008 nucleotides. RefSeq lists its product as uncharacterized. Gene Ontology annotation, molecular function: oxidoreductase activity. The record is from RefSeq and is a predicted model, not a curated record. Gene Ontology annotation, cellular component: membrane. The coding region runs from base 1 to 1008 and encodes 335 amino acids. Lineage: Eukaryota; Fungi; Basidiomycota; Agaricomycetes; Agaricales; Hydnangiaceae. The transcript is spliced from 3 exons.
AUGCUCAGCCCCGCCAUCCGAAGGUGGAUUGAAACGCCUACGGGCACUUUAUCACUUGCUGCAAUCCCGCUUGCAUUCGCGCUCUACAAGCUUCUCCAAAAACCUCAACGCCUGUCCAAAGUUUCAAAGACCAAAGAACGCGUUCUCGUAUUAGGAGCGACGAGCGGGAUCGGUCGAUCAAUAGCGCGCCAGUAUGCUGAGCGUGGAGCAGUCGUUUGCGUUGUUGGGCGCAGAGGAGCGCUGGUAAAAGAGGUCGUGAAGGAAUGUCGUCAGGUGCAAUCUUCGCUGCGCCUUGGGACCACUGACGAGAAGAACGACUUUUUGGGAGUCACGGCCGACUUUGCGAACGUUGAUGAUAUGGUUAGAGUUAGAGAGGUCAUCCAGUUCAAUUGGAAGGGUUUAGAUACCAUCGUUGUCGCUGCUGGGGUCUCGGCGCUUCAGCCUCUAAUGGCCGUCGCUGGUGUCGAGACUGCAAAUGGGGGGUUUACUCCAGAAGAAGCGACUCGCGAGGGAAUCAAGCGAGUUACUGAAGUCGCAACAGCUGCGAUAACAGGAAAUUAUGUUGGUCCUCUAAUUGCCGCAGUCACCUUUAUACCCCUCCUGUCGAAAACAUCAAAGUCGCCAGCGAUCACCCUCGUUUCGUCUCUAGCCUCCGUGAUCGCAGCGCCAACCCGCACCAUCUACGCAUCCACUAAAGCCGCAUCCCUAGUUCUCUAUCAGGCCCUUUCAAUCGAACAUCCCAACAUCUCAUUCUCUCUUAUAUUACCUUCUACCGUUGAGGGUGAUUUCCGUGCAUCCGCGGUCGACAGCGGCCCAGUUAGAGAAGUCGAUCCCAACAAACAUGGAUUGAAGCGCGAAGACGUGGCUAGGAGGUGUAUCGCUGCGGCUGAUGCCGGGGAGAAAACCGUAUUCAUACCACCGUUUGUGCGAUACGGGCAUCUCUUGUACUGGAUCUGGCCGUCUUUCGUGGAGUGGAGGGCGAGGAAGAAGUACAAUUUUGGUGCUUAA